CCACCCUGAGUUGCUCCUACUGUGUGAUUUUGGCGUUCCGUGUCUCUCCUGAGAAGAAGAACGUGGAAUCAGGAUCAAGGUCCCGCUGGGACAACCCAGAGGACCUCGGCUGGUCCGAGGGACACCUGUGGUGACGGCCUUGCCAGGGUCUCAGCUGCAGCGGCGUUAUACCAUGGCGCCUUCCGCGCAGAGUAAGCUGGAUAAGGGCUGUGGAAUCUUUGAAGAUGUGGCCAUUUCCUUCUCCCAGGAGGAAUGGGAGUUCCUUUAUGCAGCUCAGAGGCACCUGUACCUCCAUGUGAUGCUGGAGAACUUUGCACUUGUAACCUCCAUAGGUUGUGCACAUAGAGUAGAUGAUAAGGAGGCAUGGAUGCACACUGUUUGUCUGGAAGAGGUGUCACAGUUGAGAGCUCCAAAGGCAGGUCCAUCCACCGAGAAGAUUCACCCCUGUGACAUCUGUGCCUUUGUCUUGAAAGACAUUUUACACAUGGCUGCUCCACUUGUGCAGAAGCUGUGCAUGACUAGAGAAUGUGCAUGUGUAGCCCGGAAGCCUCACACUGCAGAGAAUCCCUUGAAAUGGGACAUGGACAGGACUUCACUUGAGAAGAUGUGUGAAUUUUUUGUUUCUGGGAAAUUGUUCAAUUGUAAUGACCUUUGGAAGGAUUUCCCAACUCUUUUUGACCUUCCGAAGCCCCAGGUCAUUUCUAAUAAUGAGAGGACAAAUGAUUCUGAAUUAGAGGAGACAUUUAACCAUGGAAAAGGUUUUUCCAGGUUUGUUAACAGUAGCAAAAUUUCCAGCCAUAAAAAUGUGACUUUUUAUAACCUGAGAAUCCACAAUGGAAAAAGGCUUUAUAAGAACAGGAAGCAUGAGAAAGACUUCCAAGAUGGAUACUCACUUGAUCAGUACCAGUGUGUCCACAUUGAAGAAAGUCCUUAUGAGUGUAGAGAAUGUGGGAAAUCCUUUAAGAAUAGUUCUGCUCUUACUGUACAUCAGAGAGUUCACACAGGAAAAAGGUCUUACGAGUGUAGAGACUGUGGAAAAUUUUUUACACAACUGCACGUACUUAAAGAACACAGGAAAAUUCACAGUGGAGAAAGACCUUAUGAGUGCAGAGAAUGUAGGAAAUCCUUUAAGGAAAAAAAGGAUCUUAUUAUACACCUGAGAGUUCACACUGGAGAAAGGCCUUAUGCGUGUAGAGAUUGUGCGAAAUCCUUUAAGCAAAGAAGUGCCCUUAUUGUACACCAGAGAGGCCAUACUGGAGAAAGGCCUUAUGGGUGUAGAGAUUGUGGGAAGUCCUUUACGCAAAGAAAUUCCCUUAUUGUACACCAGAGAGGCCAUACUGGAGAAAGGCCCUAUGCGUGUAGAGAUUGUGGGAAAUCCUUUAAGGAAAAAUCUGCCCUUGUUUUACACAAGAGAGUCCACACUGGAGAAAGGCCUUAUGAGUGUAGAGAAUGUGGGAAGUCCUUUAAAGGAAGAUUUGGUCUUACAAGACAUCAGAAAGUUCACUCAGGGGAAAGACCUUAUGAAUGUAGAGAUUGUGGGAAAUACUUUAAGGAAAGACAUGCCCUUGUUGUACACAAGAGAGUCCACACUGGAGAAAGGCCUUAUGAGUGCAGGGUAUGUGGGAAGUCUUUUAAGUACAUAAGUGAUAUAACUGAACACCAGAAAACCCACACUGGAGAAAGGCCUUACGAGUGCAGAGAAUGUGAGAAAUCCUUUAAGCAAGGGUUUGAACUUACUGAACAACAGAGAGUCCACAGUGGAGAAUGGCUUUAUAAAUGUAGAGAAUGUGGAAAAUCAUUUAAGGGAAGAUCUGGUCUUACAAAACAUCAAAGCGUUCACACUGGAGAAAGGCCAUAGAAUUGUAUAGAAUGUGGAAAAUCCUUUGAGGAAAUAGGUACCCUUAUGGUACACCUGAGAGUGCACACAGACACAGGUAUAUUGAGUGUGGGCAAUGAGGAAAAUUCUUCAAACAAUGUCCCUUAAUUUACGCUAGAAAGUCCACAAAAGACUUAUGAGUGAGGAAUGUGAGAACGUGUUUGAGCACACAGUCAGUCUUAUUCACCACCAGAAACCUCUCGGUGAGGAAAACCCUAAUAUGAUUUUGAGUUGUGCUCAAGCAGCUUGAGUUGUUUUUCCCCAACCUGGACUCAAGCAGUCUUCCACACAGUUCACUUGUCACCAACUGGCAAGAUUUUACUGAAUAUGGUUUUGUGGUGAUUUGGGCAGAUUUUAUGUCUUCUGAUGGAUAACAGUACCAUGAAAUGGCAGAGCCCUGCCUCUCCUCCCUGUACUGUAACUCAUCCUCAUGUCUUGUCUGUUAAACGUUGACAGAUUCUACUGUCUUUAGAGGCCCAGUUCUAUGAAACAACCCCUUCUGCGAAUUGACCCAGCUUCCACCUGCUGUUCUGUGCACGUCAGGGUGUAGUUCAGUGGUAAAAGUGCAUGCCUACCCUAUGUAGUUCCCUGGGUUUAACCCCCAGUCCCAAAACAAAGAAAUCCUAUGGACCUUUCUUUUGGUGAGCCUUGGCCCCACUCCCCCCAUACUGUGUAUGCAUUUCACCAUCAUUUCUGUGGUAUCAGUUGUGGGCAUUGAAUAGGGGAUGUGUUCUUCUUUCCAGAAGAACAGGUGUAAUACUUCAAGACAAUGACAGAUC
Messenger RNA from Castor canadensis (American beaver), 2655 nucleotides. RefSeq lists its product as uncharacterized. Gene Ontology annotation, molecular function: RNA polymerase II cis-regulatory region sequence-specific DNA binding; DNA-binding transcription activator activity, RNA polymerase II-specific. Gene Ontology annotation, biological process: regulation of transcription by RNA polymerase II. Gene Ontology annotation, cellular component: nucleus. Lineage: Eukaryota; Metazoa; Chordata; Mammalia; Rodentia; Castoridae. The record is from RefSeq and is a predicted model, not a curated record.